Messenger RNA from Notothenia coriiceps (black rockcod), 1971 nucleotides. Its product is annotated as transforming growth factor beta-1-like. The annotation marks the transcript as partial. The transcript is spliced from 5 exons. The record is from RefSeq and is a predicted model, not a curated record. NCBI's taxonomy places the organism in Eukaryota, Metazoa, Chordata, Actinopteri, Perciformes, Nototheniidae. Gene Ontology annotation, cellular component: extracellular region. Gene Ontology annotation, molecular function: growth factor activity; cytokine activity; transforming growth factor beta receptor binding. Gene Ontology annotation, biological process: transforming growth factor beta receptor signaling pathway; regulation of cell population proliferation.
UUACUGUUUUAAAUCCCACAGAAAAAAAUGACACAGGGACAGGAACAAAAAAAAUGAUCCAGAUGAUCUUCAACUUGUCGGAGAUACGUAAAAGUGUGGGGGAUUAUCGCCUGCUGACCAGUGCGGAGCUACGGAUACUCAUCAAGAGCACCAGCAUAGAAAAGGAGCAGCGGGUGGAGCUGUACCAGGGUCUGGGGGAAGCGCGUCGCCACCUCGUCUCCCGCUUCGUCUCCAAUCACUGGAAAGACAAGUGGAUGUCCUUUGAUGUCACUGAGAGCCUGCAUACAUGGCUCAAAGGGACUGACGAUGAGCAGGGCUUCGAACUUCGGCUGUUCUGUGAAUGCGGCCUGAACAAUUCCGAAGUCUUUGGUUUUAAAAUCUCCGGUAUUGACAACAGUAGGGGAGACAAAUCAACUAUGCAACUGUUGACAAAGCAACCACCCUACAUCCUGACCAUGUCCAUCCCUCAGAACAGCAGCAGCCACCUCACCUCGCGCCGAAAACGCUCCACGGACACCAAAGAUAUCUGUACAGCUACUACGGAGACCUGCUGCGUGCGAAGCUUGUACAUCGACUUCAGGAAAGAUCUAGGCUGGAAGUGGAUUCAUAAGCCGACGGGCUACAAUGCUAACUACUGCAUGGGGUCCUGCACCUACAUCUGGAAUGCUGAAAACAAAUAUUCUCAGAUUUUGGCCCUGUACAAGCAUCACAACCCAGGAGCCUCUGCUCAGCCCUGCUGCGUUCCCCAGGCCCUGGAGCCACUGCCAAUCCUCUAUUACGUGGGCAGGCAACACAAGGUGGAGCAGCUGUCCAACAUGGUUGUGAAGUCCUGCAAGUGUAGCUAAAAAAUAUGACAUGGCACACUGCUCCGCAUCCUUUCGAACAUAAACCGAGAUGUGUUUGAGGCCACAGAGAGGGGCAUGCAACGGAAACAAUGAGGUGAAUAAGGAGCAGAAUAAUGAGGACAUGGAGAACAACAAAUGUAAAGUCUUCAGGAUCUUUGUGGUCCAACCUUUUUCCUGAGAGCCACCAUUGUCAUGUUGAACGCACAAACCAUGGACUCCUUUUAUCCAUAUUCUUUUCUAUGUGUAUAUACUUUUUCCUUGCAGUAGUUGAAAUAUCUGUCUUAAAAUGAAUUAAUUUAUUUGUUGGAGGGACAGAUCUUUAAAGAAGUGAUAUACAUGUGUAAAAGUUGGACAGAUUUAAAGGAUUUUUAUAAAAACAAGAAGGAAGAAUUCCAAAGGAUACGAGGACCAAAAUGACCUUGAUGAUUGUCUGGGAUAAGUGGUUAUUUCCAUAUAAUCUUCCUAAUGGGGUCUCAGUUUAAGGUGCUAAAUCCCAGGUGCUGGGGUUUUCCUGGAAAACAAUGCCCCAGGUGUUUUUGGAGAACCGUAAAGGUGAACAGACAGUCCAGCCUGGGAACUCCCUCCAACCAAGAAUCUGGAUUCAUCAGCAAACAGAGAAGUCUUUCACGACAACCGUUCUUCAGUUUUACUUUUCUACAGCCCACGUGAUUUGUAAAAUGCUUUUUUAAUACAUAGUUAAAUGUCAGUCUGUCCUCAUGAAGCCUCCCGUGCUGUCAGAGCCAUGAGUAAUAUCAGUGGUUGUAAGAGUGAUGACACCUUGUUUUUCUCUCUCAGGAUUUACAGCCAGCUUGUUGUCUUUAGAUGGUGAGGGUCAGGGGCUGUGGUUGUGGUGUUGGUUUUAGGGAAGCCAUACAGACUCAAUACAGAGAUUUGUUUUUGUUUUUUAUAACGCCAUAGUAAGUUAUAAUAAGAGGCAAUGUAUGCCUUUUAUUCCAGGACAGUUCUUUUUCAUUUAAUCUGUAGUGUGAUGCUUUUCGCACAACUCAAGAACGAAUUCAGCUUGUUUUACACUUCAAAAAAAUACUCUUCUUGUAGUGCACUUACCAUUUGAAAUUUGUAUUUGUAAAUAUUUUAACAAUUUUAAAUAAACAUUGUUGUUAAAUUA